UGUGUUUGAUAGUAGCAUGUAGAUGAGAGCCGAAGACUCAAAGCAGGCUGCUGGAGGUGACUUUCCUGAGUAGCAGACACAAAAAGAGGACUUCGGGUGAGAGUUUGCCUCGACAACAUGGAUUACUGGAGUGCCUUGGAGGUGUAUAAGGAGAUGGUCCUGCUGUACCUGGAGCAGGGCCGGCAGCAGGUCAACUUGCGCUGUGCGGACCUGGAGCCGUGGCAGAUCAUCGGAGCGACAGUCAUCACCACACUGGGAGCGGUCUGGAUCAAAGGCUUCCUCUUCCAGCAAGAAAGUCUCCGGUCCCGAAUCAAGAAGCAGUGCUUUCGACUCAUCAGGAAAAUACCCUUUGUUGGCGCAACAAUUCAGAGCCAGCUCAACAAGGCUCUGGACGACAUGUCUGCCAGUCUGUUUACUCUGAAGGAGGGGAUGAGCUACACCAAACAGCUGCCCUCCAAAGGCCUCUCCCAGAGCCAGGUGCUGGAAAAAAUCAGAGAGUACGAGACUCUGAAUGAGGUGCCGUGGGAGAAAGGAUGUGUUUCAGGGGCCGUGUACUGGGGAGACGAAUCGCUCACCAAUCUCCUGGUGAAGGUAUAUGGAGAUUUUGCUUGGAGUAACCCACUUCACCCAGACAUCUUUCCUGGCGUAAGAAAGAUGGAGGCAGAGGUUGUCAGAAUGUCUUGCACACUUUUCCACGGUGGGCCGAAUGCCUGCGGCACAGUUACUUCAGGAGGAACUGAGAGCAUACUGAUGGCCUGUAAGGCGUACCGAGACAUGGCGCAUGAACGUGGUGUCAAACACCCGGAAAUUCUUGCACCUGUGAGCGUCCAUGCAGCCUUUGACAAAGCAGCACAUUACUUUGGGAUGAAGCUUGUUCACAUUCCUCUCGACAAGAAAACCAUGAAAGUAGACGUGAAGGCUAUGAAGAGAGCCAUCAACAAGAACACCGCCAUGCUUGUGUGCUCGGCGCCUCAGUUUCCUCAUGGAGUCAUGGAUCCCAUUGAGGAAGUAGCCAAGCUGGCUGUGCGCUACAACCUCCCACUGCAUGUGGAUGCCUGUCUGGGAGGUUUUCUCAUUGUCUUCAUGGCCAAGGCUGGUUACCCACUCGCCCCAUUCGACUUCAGGGUAAAGGGUGUUACCAGCAUCUCUGCAGACACCCACAAGUACGGUUACGCCCCCAAAGGUUCCUCAGUGAUCCUCUACAGUGAUAAAAUGUACCGUCACUACCAGUACUUUGUGGCUCCAGACUGGCAGGGGGGAAUCUACGCCUCGCCCUCUAUAGCAGGCUCCAGGCCCGGAGGAAUCAUCGCCGCCUGCUGGGCGACCAUGAUGCACAUGGGAGAGAACGGAUACAUAGACGCCACCAAGAAAAUCAUCAGCACAGCACGCAAAAUCAAAAAAGAAAUCAGCAAGAUAAAAGGUGUGUUUGUGUUUGGGGACCCGGAGGUGUCAGUGGUGGCAAUGGGCUCAGAUGUUUUUGAUAUUUUCCGUCUGUCUAACGCGCUGACGUCAAAGGGCUGGAAUCUGAACACACUGCAGUUCCCAUCCAGCAUUCACAUUUGUUGCACAGUUCUGCACACACAGCCAGGCGUCGCCGAUCGGUUUGUCCGUGAUGUCAAAGAGCAGGUCACCAUCAUCCUCGAGAACCCCAAAGAGAAAACCACAGGGAUGGGAGCGAUCUACGGCAUGGCCCAGUCUAUCCCAGACAGAUCCAUGGUCACAGAGAUCUCCCGAGGUUUCCUGGACUGUCUCUACAACACUGAGGUGUCAAACACGAGCCACAUGAACGGCAACGGCAAAGCCCACUGAGGCAGGACCGGGCCCUCCUGGCCCGACCCCACUGCACGCAGGGAAACACGCUCGCCUCCUCCCAGAGCUCAACGGUUGCCUUAUCUUGCAUCCCUACACCAUACGGAAAACAUCUGCAAAGUUCUUUGAAGCACAAGCCAUCGUCAUUUUAAUCAGCCCAGAGGGGAAUCACUUUGCCUAAGUGGCUCAGAGAAGAAAAAAAAAGACGGUUUCCAAACGAGUUUUAGUCUUUUCAUUUGAUUUUAUUAAUGUAGUGAAAGUGUGUAUAUGUGUUAUUUUAUUUGUUUUCAAAGUUCAUUUCAAUUUUAGCUUUUGUCAAAUGCAUACGUCUGUCAUAAUCUCUACUGAUCACAAAGCAAAAACCAUUCCGUUUUUUUUUUUUUUUACUGCCAGAACAUUUCAGCCUCUCGCCAUCACUGCUUCACUAUCUGUGAUGACUUGGCAAAAACACAGACCACUGAAAGCUUGUUAGAAACGCUGUGCUGCCCUCUAGCAUGAAACCUGAUGUACUGCUUUAGACUGGCUCCUCAUGUGGAGACCGGUCGAAGGUGAAAGUUAUCAUGAUCAUGUAGCAGUUCUCUGGUAGACAGCAUUUUUAACUUAAAAGCACUGCAAUGCCCUGACGAGAACAAAUCAGGUUAAUCUGUGAAUCACUUGAAACAACAGUUCUGAUGUUAUAGUUGAAGUUUGUCUGUAAGCAUGAACAUGCAUGUCUUUGUUAGCACUUAGUAUGAUGACACUCAGUUUGUGUUAGGUCUGCAUUCGUGGUCCAUCUACAGUGGUUGGAUUUGGAUAGUGGGAGCUUUUAAUGUCAUUAAUAAUAAAUAAAAUUGUCUUUUAAAUUAAAAUAAGGGAGAAAUUUUAACCAGGCCAUUAUAGCAGCUAGUGGAAUCCAAAUCUUAAUUGCCACUUUGGUUACUUUUGGGAUUGCUUUUCAAAUUUGGAAAAUCUACACAGAAGCUGGCUUGUAAAGUAAAGCAAUGAAAUGUAUCAUCUUUUAACAGACGAGACUGAAGGCUGAUUCCAUUUCUUGUCUACUGUAUGUUAUCAAGAAGCAAAAAAAUCCCGUAAUAUUUCCUCUGUAGACUCACCUGUGUACCACCUUGUUUUAAUCAUUUGUCUCCUAAUUCAAUCUACCUCAGUUUCUACUUGAUGCAAAUGUCAUUUUUCAUCCUCAGAAACCCAAUCUAACAGGGCCACUGUUUUUUCUAUUAAUUGCUAACAUUAUAAACGUGUUAGGGCAAACUGUAAUAAAGUGUUCUUAGACAUACUGAAAGAAAACAGAUCCACUGUGAUGGUGGUUUUUGAUCCACAGACUGAUACAUUUGAGAGUUUCAUGUUGGGAGAAACCCACUCUGCCCUGUCUGGAUGUGGAUAUUUUUCGGUAAAUAUCCUCUCAGCAGGAUGAACAUCUACUAACAGGUUGACAACUUAACGAUGCAUUCUGUAACACCAAAACAACCUUGUCUUGUUCUCUUUGCUUCCCUAAUAUUGCUUGUUGACAUUGUGUAUUUCCAUGAAAUUAUUUCCAUGUUUGUGCAAUAUCUAACUUUUUCCUUUUAUGAAGUGAAACGAAGGGGAAUGCUCUGCUAUAAAUGUUUUAGAAGCAUAGUGUUGAAUGACAGCACAUCGGCAUUGUUAGUGUAAUUUAAGCAUUUGUGUGACCACUGGGUGUUUAUUAAUCACUUAAUUUGUAAGUCUUCUUUGUGAGCGUUUGUAUUUUUACAUACUGAGCAGUUUUCAAGAGAUUACACAUGAAUGUAUUUAGGUUCUUCUCUGUCUUUUAGUCAGUAUGUAGUUAAAAGACUGAUGACAGACAGGACACAAUGUCCCCACUAACAGUCGAAGCUCAUACUAUAAUCAUAUGUCCAUCCAUCCAUCCUUAAACAGUGUGCCCAGUGACAGGGUGUGGUAACCCAUGCCCAUGCAAAAACAAAAAAGACUUUCCAACAAUGAAUCAUCCUGUUUGCUUUGGAGAAAUAUCCUCAAAAAUUCUGACGAUUGAACAGCCAAGAAAUCUCUUUUGAAUAAAAACUGUUCAUGCAAAUGCCUCUUUAAGCAUUUAAGUGACUACAAACUGUAACAGAUUAAUUAGAGGUCUGCGAAGAAAAUCUAAUUUGUGUUGUUGCAUUUGGCAACGUAGCAAUAAUGAGUGUUCACCUCUGUGCCUUCAGAGGUUUGAACUCAUGACGUCAUAGCAGAUCUUCUCUCUAACGUCCUCAGGGAUUUGGCUUCAUAAUGGCAACAUCAUUAAGGUCUACUGGUCUUUGAAACAUGCACAGGGUGGACGAAUAACAGGGGACCGAGGUGAUUUGACUUGUUCAAAGUUGUAUGCUAUGUCAUCAUGAGGUUCUGAAUGUACAAGGUCUAAAGAUUUGCAUCCUUGUUUUAGCAGAUGUAUUUUGAGUUCAGAAGCACCUGCUUGUCUCCCCGAGCAAACACUGCUAACCCAGUCAGAGCUGCCAACACAGUCACACUCUGAUUGACCACAGCAGAUGGUCUACAGCAUUGUGUUUUCAAUAAAAAUGCAUUCAGUCUGAUGAGAAAA
Plectropomus leopardus (leopard coralgrouper) is the source of this 4357-nucleotide messenger RNA. It is a transcript of the gene sgpl1, whose product is annotated as sphingosine-1-phosphate lyase 1. Gene Ontology annotation, molecular function: pyridoxal phosphate binding; sphinganine-1-phosphate aldolase activity. Gene Ontology annotation, biological process: sphingolipid catabolic process; carboxylic acid metabolic process. The record is from RefSeq and is a predicted model, not a curated record. Gene Ontology annotation, cellular component: endoplasmic reticulum. NCBI's taxonomy places the organism in Eukaryota, Metazoa, Chordata, Actinopteri, Perciformes, Serranidae.